AUGAAUCCCCAUCACCCGUCGAUGCUUGCUCGACAUAUAGAUGUGCUACGCAAAGUUUUUUCUAUCGACACCACCACCGAAGCACCGUUGAAGAAGCGAUGGAUUGGGGAGGAAAAAUGGCUGACCUUUGAAGCCCUAAUUCAUACAGAGGACCAUCGCCAAUGUCAAGUUCCUUAUUUAUUUAUUUCCCUCCCCCAAAUUCAACCUGAUUGGACUUUGGAACUACAAUUUUUGCGUCGAACGAUGGCCACACCAGAUGCUGACAAGUAUAUGCAACAUUUUGAGUUUGAUUUCAGAGCCAAUGUUUCUAUUUUUGUACAUUCAGUUGAUGAUUUAUACCGUCGCCAAUCUCCAUCAUCAAGCAAUCUCCAUCAGCCUCCAUCAUCAAGCAGAACUUCUCCAGCUUCCAUUAACAAUCUGACCACCGAUUGUCUCAGAAGAUGGUAG
Molecule: messenger RNA, 447 nt
Organism: Lactuca virosa
Lineage: Eukaryota; Viridiplantae; Streptophyta; Magnoliopsida; Asterales; Asteraceae
Source: the annotation of a GenBank genome assembly